Molecule: messenger RNA, 768 nt
Organism: Soboliphyme baturini
Lineage: Eukaryota; Metazoa; Nematoda; Enoplea; Dioctophymatida; Soboliphymatidae
Source: the annotation of a GenBank genome assembly
AUGACACUCUUGUUUUGCCUGUUUCUUUUGCUUUAUACCUGUGCCACCGAAUGUCAGGAAAUGCCCAAGAAGGACGAGUGGGUAACGAUUCCGCCGGGGCGUUUAGCAAAGCUUCUGAAGACGUCGCCUGAGAAGAAGGUGGACAAAAAGAAAUUAGUUGCAAUGACUGCCGAACUGAGGUACAAGAAAUACGCGAAGGUGUUCAGGAAGCAGCAACAGCGAAAACUGUCGAUUGUCAUGAAAAACUUCGGCAACGAGGUUGUGCAAAUGGAAGGAGGAACCAUCAUCUUGACUUGUCCGGCGGAAGACACCGACGAUACGUCAAACUUGGCCGACCUCGAGUGGCAACGGAACGCUCACAUACUGGAGAAUGGCACUUACGACGAGAGACGCAUAACGAUGAACAAAGAAGGACGUUUACUGAUCAGUCCGACGCUGUCCGUGGACAGUGGCCGCUACAGCUGCUACCGUAAUGAGGUAUAUGUGGCGGAGAGCACACUGCGAAUUUUAGCCACCUCAGACGCAGUGGGCGAGGGAAUGAGGUUUAUGUUCGCUCUAUGGUGUAGUUGUUUCCUUCCAUACGUAGGCUUCUUUCUUGCGAAGUACUCGCUGUUGCCUCCAGCUAAAGAAGAAGAAGAAAAAUUGUUCAGCGAGGAAGAAGACGUUUCACCUACAAAUCGAGCUCGUAAGAUGAAACAAAUCGUUGACCAGACUAUCAGAGUGCUUAGGCCACCAGAAGAAGAAGACCUACAGGAGGAAGAUGAUUAG